AAUGCGCUUUUACGGGUUCAGAACCAGCUACAGAGCAUUGACAAAAUUAUUCUGAAGAAAGACAGAGCCGUUCAGUUGACAGAGUCUUCUAUGGCCAAGCAACGUGAGACUUUAUUGGAACGGGAAGAUUUUACAAGUGAAAAGCACAUAUUGUCUUGCAGUCCCAAAUUCAUACAAGCAUUCGAAAGGCAAAUUGGAAAAGAUGUCGAGGAAACUUGGCAGACAAUGGAAGUCAUGCAGAAAAAAGUGAAUGAAUUGAAGCGGGAUAGCUGUACCUCCACGGAACUGGAACAAGUCAGAAAAGAGCGAGACAUGUGCUACGAGAAGUGGGAGAAACUCAAAGUAGUGAAGGAAACCAUUAAGGAAGCCAGACUUAGGCGCAAAAAAUCCAACAAACGAGUAUCAAAGUUCGAAACGUCAAAUGUGUUCCACAACGUCUACAUUGAGAUAAAUGAACGACUCCAGACAGAAAAGGAAGAAAUUCAUAAACUGUGUUUACACAAAGUCCAAAUUUCCUCUGUCCGAGAAGCAAUCGAGUUAGCGCUGGAUGAAUUAAAGACUGAUGGUCAGACGUUAGGCUGGCAGAUGAAAUCUGACGGAACCCCUGAAAACGACAUCAAUGGCAUGAGCUGCAAGCCAAAAGACUGGUUCACUCUAGAAGAGACGAUUUCGGCCAUUUUGGCUGAUGUCAAACAUGACGUAACACAGAAGCACGUUCGAUUCUGCUCAGGAAUACAAGACAAGAUUGUCUCGACCUUGAGAGAGAAUCAACUAUUUGAAAACCAAGUCAAUCCCAUAGAAGAAGACCUGUCAGUAUUUUCCUCUAGUUUUGUCCACAUUGAACAUGACCUUAUAGCUUCAGGUGAUCGAUGUAGAGAACGAAGAUCCAGACUAGGACACUCAACAAUGUGUAUUCCAGAAGAUGACACUCAAGACAUUCCAAGAAGACGAGAAACAGUUUACCAGUCACUCAUCAAUACAGUUAAACGAGAAAUAAACGAACAUAUGGGAAAUAUGGUAGAAUUACUAUCACAAAUUAACCCUGAACAUACUCGCGUUGGGGGAAACACGAGCGGAAAGAUAUUGAUUUGCUACCAAAAUCAUCUAUGUCAUAAAAUUAUGGAGCCUUUAGAAUCAUUGUAUGACAAAACGUACGGCAGUAUAUGUAUCAGUGUGUUCAACAAAGUGAAGGAUAUGUCUUUUGAGGAGCUUGGGAUUGACGAGCCCUGGAUACGUCAUCUUAACGAUCUAUCGUCUUCACCUGUCCACGUGACAGAUGUUAAGGUACCUGUCGAGACUAUUUCCUUAACUAGCGUGCGUUCCAUAACGUCUGAUCUCAGUUUGUUCUCUAUUGGAAAAAUGCCCAUCGAUGAACUCUAUCGGCGGGCCGAAAAGGAGGGCUCAAAGCUGGAGAAUGACAUAGAGACUGUUGAGUACGCCAGUCCUUUCCCUGAGGAUUCAGAACUGACCCACCCCAAGAACAUGCUGGGCGCCUCUCCAUCGAGGGAGAGUGAUACAAUAGCCUUUCAUGAGCCUCCGCCGUCCUACGAAGAAUCUUCGAAGUUACCGCCCUGUUAUGAACAGAAAAGCUCCGCCAGUCAAAUAAAUCAGGAGGAAGGUCAGAGCCUGUACGAUAUUUUACAGCCUGGCCUGGAUAUGAUCCACUCUUUAGUGAGGGAGAACACUAUAACGGGUAAACUGAAGCUAAUCACCAAGACGUACCGGUUUGUUGGUGAUCAGGUGUCGACGCUGAAGUCCGCGGCCUCGCUUCAGGAUUUCGUGGGUUGUUGUGACGAACUCCUCACUCUCCUGAUCGUGUUACUCACGUACCUCAACGAAGAAGAUUUCAGAAGACUCUAUGUUCAGACGUACAUGGUGCUCGACUUUAAGCCUCAGUGCAUGCUAGGUGGCGUGCACGACUGUUCCCUUACUAACUUUUUCGCGGCAUUUCAGUAUCUUCAGGAUCGAUUAGUCAUGCAGAAUGUGAGAAAAAGUAAUACAGACGAGCACUAAUUCAAAAAUAAGGAAAGAUCAUGUUUCUGGUGAAUGUUAAUUUAUAUAUCAUGUGCCAAAUGCUUUCAUAGGACGUAUAGCUUCAUUGUAGAUUGCUUCGCAAAAGCCUUCUUUGUUUUAUCUUUUCUUUGUUGAUCAAAAAUAAGAACAAACCUUUACCUGUAACAAGCUGAGAUUUACUUUUGUGGAGCUCUGUUGGUUGUUUUUACUUCUUUAUUGAGUUUUUAAUAUAUUUUGUUGUGAUAUACAGUGUAUAAGGAUGGUGUGUUUACAACCAUUUUAUUGCUACUUUUACGUGGACAUAACUCGUUUUAUUUAUAGUUUCAACAAUACUUGGUUUUUGUGUUGUUUUAUGAUGAACAUUUCUUUUACCCAAUCGAUCGUUGUCUUUAUUAUCUCUAAUGAUCAAAAUGUAAGCACACAGAUACUGUAGUAUUUUGAUAGCUAUAGGUACAUGCGACCCAGCUUAUUUACUAGUGUUUACAUUUGUAUAUAAAAUAAAUAUUGCUUUAGUCACACUUGAAAACGAUUGUUUUAAAAAUUGCAUAAUAGAUCACGAUAUUGAUAUGAUCAUGAGAUUGUGACAAUAUCAAAGUUCUUAAUAUUUAUUGCGGAUUGUUGUAGUUAUUUAUAUAACGAAACAUUGUAUAUGUUU
Molecule: messenger RNA, 2668 nt
Organism: Saccostrea cuccullata (small rock oyster)
Lineage: Eukaryota; Metazoa; Mollusca; Bivalvia; Ostreida; Ostreidae
Exons: 1
Source: RefSeq, a predicted model, not a curated record